This is a messenger RNA of Zeugodacus cucurbitae (melon fly), 2895 nucleotides long. RefSeq lists its product as uncharacterized. Bases 518 to 1633 code for a protein of 371 amino acids. Lineage: Eukaryota; Metazoa; Arthropoda; Insecta; Diptera; Tephritidae. The transcript has 3 exons. The record is from RefSeq and is a predicted model, not a curated record.
AGCUUUGAACUAUUAUAUAUGACUUAUAUAUGAUCCCAUAUAUCUAAUGUUUAAGCUGUCACAAAACACAAAUAGUUAAACAAAAACCUUAAGCUACAUGCAACAUGGUGGGAGAGUAUGAAAAUGCUAUAAAAUCCACUGCUUUGGAGUAUUGUAAACAUAAAAACAACGAAUUGUAAAAAUGUUGUGCCAAAACUCAACUUAAACAACGAUUAAACUACUUAUAAAGUCAAAUAACGGCGGCCGAACGCACUCAAGUGAUAAGCCUGCUGCAACAACAACACGCUUAACUCAUAAAUGCACGCGCUUGAAGACUACACAUUAGUGACGAGACAACAAUAGAAUUGCAACAGUGCGACAAUUAUUUUUGGAAAUUAGUGAGUGCAACAUUGCGUGGCAAAAGUAAUUUUCUGCCACAAUUUGAUGCCACAGAAGCCAAUUACAUGAAGAAAUUCAGUCUUGCAUAGAGCGUGAGUGAAGUUGGUUGGUGAAAUUUCAACUGGAGGAUAACAUAAAAAUGCGUUAUAAGAAAUUUGGCUGCUUGCAGAUCCUUUGCCUUGUGCUGCUUGUCGGCGCAAAGGAGGCGGAGCGCGUGAAGCGUGUGCAGAAGCGCGGUGUGGUUGAAAAUUUCGGCGAAGGUUUGAAGUUCGCCGGACAAAUGUUUGGCAUUAACACAGCCGCUGACGUGGCGAAUCUGGUAGCGAUGGCUUUCGCCAAAAAGAAACCGGAUUUCAUGUCGGUGUUUCAGCAGAAACAAACAACCGUAGACGACAGCGAGACGGAGGCAACGCAGCAGGAGGCGGAUUCGCAGGAGCGAGAGAAAGCGUCCGCGGAAAAUGAACAACGGAAGAAGCAAACACAACAGCAGCAGGAGAAGAACGCGAGCUACGAACAGUCGGAACCAGUGGACAAAAGCUCAGCGUUCAGUCCGAGUCGGUUCGUUACAGGUGUGUUGCGCAUGAUUGGCUUCGAUGCAACCAAAUUGGGCGCACUGGCGAUAAACGCGUUAAUCUUGUUUGCACAGACGAUUGGCAAUGCAUUUACAUCACCGCCACGCAGCAUUAAUCCAUACGUGUCACAAUCACCACCACCAUCCAUCAAUCCCUAUGGCAAUGAGGAUGAUGACGUGCCCGAUGCAUUGCGUGACGGCGAACGGGAAGCACAUCAACCGCGCGCUUUACGCGCAGGCACACCGAUCGACUGGUAUCUGGAGAACCCGGAUGAGGGAAUGCGGCGCACGCUGGACGAUGCCUUGGACACGCGUCUCACAGAUCGCAUUACGGAGAUGAUUGAAUAUGUGGAGCAGCGCGAUGGUGGUCAGGGUGGCUGCUUGAAGCUGCUGAUGUGCAAGAGUUCACCAAUUAUUUGGGGCAUGCAACGGUCGGUGAGUGAACGCGUUACGGGCAAGGUGGCGAACACAACUGAUGAGGAAACGUCACAGAAGGAGAAGGAGAAACCGAAGAAAUUAUUUUCAACGGAUGUGUUUUUUACACAUCUUCCCACAAUUGCGGAAUUUCGCGAACAUGGCACAGUGUGUGAUGAGCGUUUCGGCAAAGAGUGUAAUCUAAAUGCGGACUAUGGUAAUCGUAGAGCGGAAAAGCGUGCAACAGAAAAGGAAAAGGGAAACAAGUAAAAGUGAAAUGUGGUACGGAGUGUUAAUUUUAAUGCUAUAAAUAGAUAAAAUAAUAAUAAAUAGAAUUCAAAUAAAAUAGCAAAUAUCUAAUAGCAGUUAGCAGAGCUUACAAACAAUGUAAGGCUAGUUUAGAUAACGAUAGGUCUAUGGCCGAUUUUCAAGUUGGAUUAUCACAUUUGCACCGCUAGUUCACCUAUGAAGGCGCAAGAUCCGAGGUGUUUUAGGUUUAAUUUUAAAAAGGUGGGAAAUUAAAGAGGGUUCUUCAUGAUAAUGUUUAAAAAAAUUAUACUAAUGUAUCUAAUAAAGUAAUUGGAAAAAUUUCAAAAACUCUGGCAGCGACUAUAGGCCUUUUCAAUAUAUGUAUACAAAUAUACUACUGAUAAUUUUAGUAUGAAAGGUAAAUUAGUGCGCCUUAUUUUAGAUAAACUUUUUGAGGCAAUAUAUAACUACUUUAAAAUUUCUUUCGAGAAAUUGAUUUAUUGAGAAACAAUUUUAUAUAAAAAAAGCAUGCACGGAGGUCCAUAUAACCAGGUGAAAUAUUGGAAUUUCUGAAGUUUAGCAAUUUAUCAGUCUUGAGUGGGAUUUAAAACUCGUCUGUAAUUCUUAUUACAGAAACAUAGAAAGCCAGUGGACUCUCUAUACGAGUUAUUCUGGCGUCAAGGAAAAUAUAUAUUAAUUAUAAAAGUUAUUAUCGGAUCAAACGUAUGGAUGGAUUAAUGAACAAGUUUUCGACAAAACAUGAACCGGAACCAGCUAUACAAACAAUUUGAAGUACAGGUCUGUAUAAUUGUCAGCUUAGAAAUAUAGGAGGGUUGUCUUAGAAUCUGUUCAUUUAGGAAGAAAUAUGACAGUGUGUGUUUUUUGGACCAACGAUUGUAGGAAAGUACUCGUAACUAAAACAAUAUAGACUGAAGCACCUUAAUUGAGAUAAUUGAAAUGUAAAAAGCGCUAUGCCGGUGCACGAUGUGAUGUGUUAAAAUAGAAAAUAAUAAAAUAACACCCGACUAGCCUUGAGGUGAUGGAUAUAACAAUGUCAAACAAAUAUAGGGGUUAGUAAAAAAUACAUUUGUAUUGAAAUAAUGCAUUAUACGGGUUAUUUACCAUUAUAAUUGAUGAAGUGUAUCACAAAGCGCCUAUCAGACCCUUUGCUGUGCUCAACAAAAAAAGUGUAGGGGCCUAAAUUAAUAUUAACCCUGAAGCGUAUCAAAUUAGGCAGUCAAUUCACAUUUUAUAAUGAGGAGUGUAUUAUGUGCUUAUAAAAU